Rubroshorea leprosula is the source of this 2060-nucleotide messenger RNA. The record is from the annotation of a GenBank genome assembly. Lineage: Eukaryota; Viridiplantae; Streptophyta; Magnoliopsida; Malvales; Dipterocarpaceae.
AAAAGUUAGAUUUUUUAAAUUUUUCCUUGGCUUCUGGCAUGUUGAAAAAGAUUGAUUAAUGGUCAAAAUGAGAUUGCACUUGAAUAAAAUUUUGUUUUGUUCAUGAAAUGUGUCAAGAUGGCAAGAGCAAUCUGUGGUGUAAUUCCUGUUGUAGCUAUAUGCUGCUUAGCACUUCUUGCUACCGCACAGAUAACUUUUCCCCCUGAAGUGAAAGCAUUAAGAGCUAUUCGUGAUAAGCUUCAAGAUCCAAGCAAUAACCUUAAUUGGACAAAAAGCAGUGAUCCAUGCACAUCCAACUGGACUGGUGUUUUCUGCUACCUUGAUCAUAGUGAUGGUUAUCUGCACGUAGGAGAAUUACGGAUGCUAAAAUUGAAUCUGUUUGGAGAACUAGCGUCUGAGCUUGGUGAAUUGUCCUUUAUGACAAUAUUAAAUUUUAUGUGGAAUCAUAUCAGUGGCAGCAUACCAAAGGAGAUAAGCAACCUUAGUAAUCUGAAAUACCUGCUAUUGAGUGGAAAUAAUCUUACAGGGCCUUUACCGGAUGAACUUGGUUAUCUGCCUAAUUUACUAAUACUUCAGGUGGAUGAUAACAAUAUAACUGGGCAACUACCGAAAUCAUUUGCUAAUCUGCAAAGUGUCAAGCACUUUCAUUUGAACAAUAACUCAAUCAGUGGUCAAAUCCCCUCAGAGCUCUCCACCUUACCUCAACUUUUGCAUUUGAGUCUGAGAAACUGUGGCCUGCAAGGACCUGUUCCUGAUUUAAGCAGCAUAAAACACCUUCGUUAUAUAGAUCUAAGUUCGAAUCAGCUCACUGGAAUGAUACCCACAAAUAAGCUUUCUGAUAACAUCACUGCAGUGUAUUCCCAGCCUGAAGUUCCAAGGAGCCAGACAAGUUUUAAAGUUCCAAUCAAAACGGGAAGUGUUAAGGACUUCAGCUUUGAGGAACUUGAAGAGGCAACAAGUGGUUUUUCUAUCACUACCCAAGUUGGCCAGGGAGGCUACGGAGAGGUUUACAAAGGCGUUUUAGCUGAUGGAACUGUGGUGGCAAUCAAGCGUGCGCGUCAAGGAUCUCUGCAGAGUCAGGCAGAGUUCAUCACUGAAAUAGAACUUCUGUCAAGACUGCAUCACCGCAACCUGGUCUCUUUGGUUGGAUAUUGUGAUGAACAAGGCGAGCAGAUGCUAGUUUAUGAGUUUAUGCCUAAUGGUUCUCUCCAUGAUCUCCUUUGUGGGUCCAGGAAUUCUUUAAGUUCUGCUACCAGACUGCACAUUGCUUUGGGAUCGGCCAAGGGCAUCCUCUACCUUCAUACUGAAGCAGACCCUCCUAUAAUCCAUCGGGAUAUCAAGGCAAACAACAUACUCUUGGAUAACAAAUUGAAUCCUAAAGUUUCUGAUUUUGGAAUCUCAAGACUUGCACCAGUAACAGAUGGUGAAGGAGCUUCAGCGCAUGUUUCCACAAAUGUGAAAGGCACACCGGGUUAUUUAGAUCCAGAAUAUUUCUUGACUCACAAGUUAACUGAGAAGAGUGAUGUUUAUAGCCUUGGAAUUGUUUUCCUACAACUUCUGACUGGGAUGCGGCCUAUAUCUCAUGGUAGAAAUAUUGUCCGCGAGGUAUCUGCAGCUUGCCAAUCCGGGAUGAUGCUUUCCAUGAUUGAUCCGUCCAUGGGUCUAUAUUCUCCCGAAUGCAUCAAGAAAUUCAUGGCAUUGGCUCUCAAGUGUACCCAUGACAAGCCGCAACCACGGCCAACCAUGCUGGAGGUUGUCAGAGAGCUUGAGAACUUGAUUGCUUCCCUUAAAGAUUCCGAAACUGCUCCUUCAGACUCAGAUGCCUCUGGUUCUGGUGUAUCAUUAGGGAUUGGGAUAGCUCUACCUCAUGUCUCUUCUGACAAGAGCGCCCAUGACCAUGAGCUUGGUGAGUUCAUGGGAAGUAAUCUUAUCAGUGGCGUCAUACCAACUAUCCGGCCCCGCUGAUGCACUUCAAUAUUACAAUUUCCUAUGUGCAGAAUGAAACAACCUCUCAUCAGUUAAUCAGUUUGAUGAAUGUUGAAGAAAAGUACAAUGUACAG